AUGGAGCCGCAGAUAACCUAUCGAGGACAUUCAGCGACGAUCACCAGUGUUGCCAUUUCCUCAUCGCCGCCACGGAUCUACUCUGCCUCGUUAGAUUCAGUCGUCUUGGUGUGGUCGCUGCCGCCACCUGAGCACGAGACAUAUGCGCCGUACGAUCCCCGCUCAUUGUUGGCAAGCUUUGUAGGCCACACCGAUGUGAUCUGGGACAUGGUCCUGCUACCGCUCCGGCUCCGUGACGAGGCGCUGUUGGAAACGGUUAGUGCAGACGGGACGGUGAAGGUCUGGAGCACCGACAAACUCAACUCGCCGCUGAAAUUGAGCUGGGGAUAUGACGGCUUUAUUGAUGAGGAUCUUCCUCAGGCUUCGCAACCCACCCCGUCUAACGGACUCACCGUCAUCGAUGCUAAUGGCUCCCCGGUUAAGGUCACCCCUACUAGCGUCGCAGUCGUUUGGUCUGACCUCAAAAAAGUCGCGGUCUCGUACUCAGAUUCGGUCAUCCAGCUCGUUGGGAGGGGUUCCUCCCGGCGAGCUGGUUUGAAAUCCAGCUUGUCGGAAGGAACCCCUUCUGAAAAGCUGGAUCAUGCUCGCCGGGACGGGUUCCUCCCGGCGGUGUGA
Puccinia graminis f. sp. tritici CRL 75-36-700-3 is the source of this 615-nucleotide messenger RNA. RefSeq lists its product as uncharacterized. Lineage: Eukaryota; Fungi; Basidiomycota; Pucciniomycetes; Pucciniales; Pucciniaceae. Bases 1 to 615 code for a protein of 204 amino acids. The record is from RefSeq and is a predicted model, not a curated record. The transcript is spliced from 2 exons. Gene Ontology annotation, molecular function: protein binding.